UUCAUCAGUUAUUGUACAAUGUACAUCGCUUAUGCAAAUUCUAUGUUUGUUUUGCGAAAUAAAAAACAAAUGUUUUCGGUUCAAUACUGCGUAAUAUCAACUUGUUUGUUACUAUCAAGUUGUCAAAAGCAAAUUAUAGAUGUUGCAAAAUCUCAGGUGUGGGGACCUGGACUCAACCCUGACGAUAUUGUUUUGCCAGCAAGAUAUUUUUUUAUUCAUGCCAUCGACAGUAGUGGUAAAAAAAUGUCCAUGCCACAUACAAAUUUUCAAGUCAGCAUCGACGGCUAUUCCAAGGAUGGAAAAUGCAGAUCCAAUAUAAAUUAUAUUGACCGCGAAGAUGGAUCUAUUAUUGUUCGCUACACGAUUGUGGAUUGGUGCGAGCAAGUGGAAAUUAAUGUCAAACACAAUUCUUCGCACGUGGCACAGUCUCCGUAUUAUAUACAGAAUAAAGUAUAUUCAGAGCGAUGCUACUGUCCUCAGGACUUAGAUCUUUGGUUAUUGAAUAAUAGAUGUUCGGAUUUUUCAAAAGACAAACAGAUAUCUUGGGACUUACAUUUAUUUAAACGCGUAAACUUUAGCGCCAUUAGAGAGAAUUUAUUAAAACGGUAUAACGCUCCAGAAAGUAUUUCUUUAUGCCACUAUGUAGUCAAACAACAACAAAUUUGGAGAAAAUGUUUUGGUAAAUAUACUGGCUUUAAGAUGUUUAUGGACGCAACGUUAUCAGCGCUUGCACGUGUAGUUUUAUUACCUGAAAUGGAAUUUUAUUUAAAUCUUGGUGACUGGCCUCUAUCAAGAAAAGGUGGCCAACAAAGAACUUCAGGACCUUAUCCCAUAUUUUCUUGGUGUGGAAGUGACGAUAGUUAUGACAUUACGUUACCGACGUACGAUAUAACUGAGUCGACGUUGGAGAACAUGGGACGAGUUAUGUUGGAUAUGCUUUCAGUUCAGCAAACUGAUAUUCCAUGGGACAACAAAGAAGAGAAAGGGUUUUUUCGCGGUCGAGAUUCCAGGCGAGAAAGACUAAAAUUAAUCGAGUUAGGGAGGAAAUUUCCUGACUUGAUAAAUGCAUCCAUUACAAACUUUUUCUUUUUUCGCAAUGAAGAACAAAAAUAUGGUCCCAGAGUGCCUCAUAUAUCAUUUAUGGAGUUUUUCAGGUAUAAAUAUCAGCUAAAUAUUGAUGGAGCAGUGGCAGCAUAUCGGCUCCCCUACCUCCUUGCUGGUGGUUCUUUAGUGUUUAAACAAGAAUCGCACUACUAUGAGCAUUUUUAUAACAAACUGCUUCCAUACAAACAUUAUGUGCCAAUUAAGAGAGAUCUUAGCGAUAUCAUAGACAAAAUCAGAUGGGCAAAAGACAACGACAUACGUGCAAAGGAAAUCACUUUGGCUGCGCGGAAAUUUGUUGACGAAAACCUUCUACCUCAGCACAUUUAUUGUUAUCACAUGACAUUAUUUAAAGAAUGGAGCAAUCGCCUUAUAUCGCCAGUCAAAGUUCUGCCAGGAAUGGAAAAUCUAAGUUUAAGUUACUCAUGUUCAUGUACAAAAGGCCAGACUAGGGAUGAACUAUAAGCUGAGCAUUUUUUAGGAUGUUGUCCCAAGAUUAAAUUAUAGUUUAAGUUAACACAAACAUAAACUCCCGUCAAUUGUAGAUCAACAUUAUCAAAUAUUUUGUAGCCCAUAUAAAUAUCUAUCGGAGUUUAUUAUUACAAUUAUAAUUAUUACACUACUCGACAAAACUCUGAUUUCAGCUUACCGUAUGGGCAUAGUUUUAAAAUGCAAAAAUAAUGAUUUUUGUGCGGUAAUUAUCACUAUGCACGUUUAAAGCCGCAAAUCUUUCAAAAAAAAAGUUGUCUUGUUCGAAGCGGCGAGAUCGUGUCGGGUAGUGUUAUCAGAAUCAUUUUCAUUUACCGAAAACGCAAAAUAGAGAUAGCAACAGUAACUUUUUUACAUUAAUUUAGGCAUUAAAGAUUAUUGUUUAUUGCAUAAA
Messenger RNA from Drosophila obscura, 1984 nucleotides. Its product is annotated as protein O-glucosyltransferase 2-like. Lineage: Eukaryota; Metazoa; Arthropoda; Insecta; Diptera; Drosophilidae. Gene Ontology annotation, molecular function: protein binding; glucosyltransferase activity. The record is from RefSeq and is a predicted model, not a curated record. Gene Ontology annotation, cellular component: endomembrane system. The coding region runs from base 19 to 1566 and encodes 515 amino acids. The transcript is spliced from 4 exons.